UGUGAUGGUGGGAUAAUUUUAUUGCUUGGAAUCCCAUUUGUGGUUUUCCCCCAGCUAUUUCCUCUUCUGUUUCCUCCAGACCUCUUGGGAAGCGGAUCAGAUUAUUUAGCUGCUGAAGAAUAGCUCGUCUCUGCCGUCGUCAUGGGAUCUGGUUUGAUCUAUGCAUCUGUGCUCCUCCUGUGCUUCUGGUUACGUGAAGGGAAUUCACAGAACCUCAUCAAUGACCAAAAGAUGAAGACGACCCUCCUGAUCAAUGAGGUCAACGCAGAUAAUCCAGGAGAUGACACCAUGGAGUAUUUGGAACUCUACCACGUCAGCGGACAAAGAGUCGCUUUGAACGGAUAUCAUUUAGUCCUCUACAACGGGAAGGGAAAUGUAGCCUACAAAGUCUUGGAUCUUGGCAACCUUUUCACAGAUGACCAGGGUUUUCUCCUGGUUGGGUCUGGCAACCUUGUCCCAAGGCCAGCUAUCAUCCUCCCGAAGGGCAGCAUCCAGAACGGGCCGGAUGCAAUUGCUCUCUAUUUUGGGAGGUCGAACUUGUACGUAGGCAUGCCUGUAAACAAUGAAAAUUUGGUAGAUGCUUUGGUUCAUAAAUCUAACAAAAGGGACAAAGCUGAUGAGUUGGUUCGCGUUCUGACCCCUGGCACAGAACCUUUCUUGGAGGACCCUUCAUUCCGGAUCACCGACGAUGAGUCUAUGGAGAGGUGCCAAGGGAUGGAUUCUCAAAGGUUCUUCCAACUAGGGGCACCAACUCCAGGCUCAGAUAACCACUGCAUUCCUUUCUCACAGCUGAACGCCUCUGUUGGGCUGAUCAAUGAGGUUAAGUUGGCCUCCUCUCUUGGAGACGCUGAGUUUGUGGAGCUCCAAGGCCACCCUUCCGUAGAGGUGAAGGACCUGGUGCUGGUGCUGGUGGAAGGAAGCACCCAAAAGAUCUACUCUGCCAUGGAGGUCAAGGGUGAAACGUCUCCUGAUGGGUUACUUCUGUUGGGUUCAGGACUGUCCAAAAUUCCAGAGGGCGCAGCUCACUUUCAGAAUUUCACUUUCCACCAGAAUUCCAGCACCACCUCCCUUCUCAAAGCAGGAACCAACGCCGUUGCCCUCUAUGGUGGGUCCAUCAGCCACUUUGUGGUGGGCUCCAGAAUCACGUCGACACCAGCUCUUCUGGAUGCCUUGGUGUACACAACGGUGGAGCAGCUGAGUUCGGAGCUGCUGGACAUCUUGACCCCUGGGAAGCCUCCCUUCUACGUGAGCAAACAAUUGCCAACUGAAACCUCAGGACGAAAGCACGAUACAGAGAGUUUUGGCCCAGUCUCUGGAGAAACGAUGCAACUGCAGUUUUUCCCCAGCGUAUUUCAAAGAUCCUGUUUUAACCUGUGAAGGCAGAGAAAUGACUUUCACUGCCGUCAUGAGUGCCCGGUCAACAGACCAGCUGGACCGUGAGUUGCAGUCCCUCUCAAUGAUGGAGAAGAGUGAAGAACGGUUUCGUUUUGGAAACCAGAACAACAGUAUGGCGAUGAAGACUUGUUCAAGCAGUGCAGAAGGGACAGGCACACCUCCAG
Molecule: messenger RNA, 1559 nt
Organism: Thamnophis sirtalis
Lineage: Eukaryota; Metazoa; Chordata; Lepidosauria; Squamata; Natricidae
Source: RefSeq, a predicted model, not a curated record